Molecule: messenger RNA, 3911 nt
Organism: Opisthocomus hoazin
Lineage: Eukaryota; Metazoa; Chordata; Aves; Opisthocomiformes; Opisthocomidae
Source: RefSeq, a predicted model, not a curated record
AUGUUGAUGGACCAGAAGGCUUUCCUCCUGGGGCAGAUCUGGUUGAGAGAUGAAGAAGAAAAGAGUCUGCUGGGAACAGAGGAGGAUGCUCCAUCCAUUUCAAAGCUGCAGCUUUCCCAAGCCCCUUUCCGUCGCCCAUCGUCACCUUCAGGCCGGUCAGAGGAGGGGGAGGACAAGAGCAUGAAGGCGGCCCGGCAGCAGGUGAACCCCUCUGGGGAGAGCCAGCGUCCCUCCAGCCCGCUGCAGUCUGCCCUCAACUCGGCGGCCUCUCCUUCCCAGGCGUACGAGACUUACAUCGACAAUGGGCUCAUCUGCCUCAAACAUAAGAUCAGGAACAUUGAGAAAAAGAAGCUCAAACUAGAAGACUACAAAGAUCGCCUGAAGAAGGGAGAAGCCCUCAAUCAAGACCAGUUGGAGGCAGUAGAGAAAUAUGAUGAAGUAGUACAUAACUUGGAAUUUGCCAAGGAGCUUCAGAAGACUUUUUCAGGACUUAGCCAAGAUCUGCUGAAAGCCCAGAGGAAGGCUCAGCGAAGAGAGAGUCUGUUGAAGCUUGAAGCAGAGAAGAAAAAACUGCGUACAAUACUUCAAGUCCAGUAUGUGCUGCAGAACUUCACUCAAGAGCAUGUUCAGAAAGAUUUCAAAGGUGGUGUGAAUGGUGCAAUAUACUUGCCUUCUAAAGAACUAGACUACCUCAUAAGAUUUGCAAAACUGACAUGUCCAGAAAGAAAUGAGAACUUGAGUGUGGAAGACCAGAUGGAACAAUCAUCUCUUUACUUCUGGGACCUUCUAGAAGGAAGUGAGAAACCUGUAGUUGGAACAACAUAUAAACACAUGAAGGACCUGUUAUCCAAACUUCUAGACUCUGGCUACUUUGAAAGUAUUCCGACUCCUCGCACCACUGUGCCAGUGAAAGAACUGGAAGAAGAAGUAAAUAGAAAAUCUGAGAGAACAAGGCAGAUGUCAAAAGGAGAGUCUGUCAAAGAACCAGAAUCCAUCAUGGAGCUUAUGAAGUCUGAAAUACAGCCACAGGAGUUUCUCAACAGGCGUUAUUUGCCUGAAGCAGAAUACUCUGUCAAGAAGAAGCCAGAAGAGCCCAAAUCUUGGGAAGCUGAGUGUGCUAGAAAGCAAGAACCUCCAAAGUCCUGGGAAAUGCUCGUUGAUGUUGAAGAGCAGGAACAGAAGCAGAAGCAAGAGACCGUAAAGCCUUGGGAAGCUCGUGUUAGGCAGCAAGAACCAAAAAGACCAGAUUCUCCAAAGCCAUGGGAAGCUCGUGUUAAAGAGGAGGAACAGAAGCGUGAGUCUACAAAGCCCUGGGAGACCCGUGUUGAGGAGGAAGAACAGAAGAAGCAAGAAGCCCCAAAGGCCUGGGUAGCACGUGUCCGAGAGGAGCAGGAGUCCGCCAAACCUUGGGUAGCAAAGGUUAGGGAAGAACAGGACCAGAAGAAACAGGAAUUGCCGAAGCCAUGGGUAGCAAAAGUUAGGGAAGAGCAGGAACAGAAGAAGCAGGAGUCCCCAAAAUCUUGGGUAACCAAAAUUAAGGAAGAACCAGAGCAAAAGCAGGAAUCUCCAAAACCGUGGGUAACCCAAACUAGGGAGCAACCAGAACAAAAGAAGCCAGAGCCUGUGAAAUCAUGGGAAAUGCCUGUUAGGGAAGAGCGAGAGCAAAAGAAGCAGGAGCCUCAGCUACAGAACCCUCCGAAGUCCUGGGGAGCUGCAAGUGUUGGGCCAAAGGAGCAGAUGGGGCCAAAGAAGUUUGAUAUGGAACCCAAAGAAGUGCCUAAACCUGCACAUCAGCCAGCUGCAGAAUUUUGCUCUACUUCAACUCUUCCAAAAGAUCCAGUAUUGAGAAGGGAAAAACUUCAGGAUCUGAUGACUCAGAUACAAGGGACUUACAACUUCAUGCAAGAGUCCAUUCUAGAUUUUGAUAAAGCUUCACCAAGUGCCAUUGGUUCAUCCCAGCCACCUUCAGUUCCUCCAGCAAGUGGUCCUGUAGCUUCAAAAGAACAGAAACUGCCAAGUCAGAGUGAUUUUCUUCAACAGCCCCUUCAAGCUGCUGCUUCAUCCGUGACACUGCAUGGUUCAAAUACUUCCCUAGCAUCUGCUGAUCAGACCCCUAACAGAAAGCUGUGUAGUUUUGGCCUGGUUUUUGACACCUUCUUGCACUUCUACUGUGUCAUAAGACUUUUUGUGCUGGCAUCAGCAUCACUUGCUCAAGAGACUGAGAAAUAUACUUCCCAGGCACUGUAUCAGACAAGUUCACAUAUUUCUGAGCCCUUGAUUCCGAAAAAGAUUGAAAUUGCCCAGGCAACUAUUCCCCUCCCAAGUGAGCCACAGUCACCAUUGCCUACUUCAAGCACCUCGAUGUCACCCGUACCACCAGCGCAAAGCUUUCAGUCUCCUCCAGCAAGCAGCAGUUCUGUCACAAUAACAGCAGCUCCCUUUCAGGCUAUGCAGACUGUAUUUAAAGUGAAUGCACCACUGCCUCCGCGUAAAGACCAGGAAAUUAAAGAGGAUUCUUCAUAUUCGGCAGGAUAUAACCAGAGUUUCUCUACAGCAAGUACACAGACUCCUCCUCAAUGCCAGUUGCAAUCUUCUCAUGUUGCAGAACAAACCUCUCUUUCACAAGAAUCUCUAUCUUCAGUGAAUUAUCAACCAGAUGGAGCUGUUCCUGUUAGCAAUGGUAGCCUUGCCUUUUAUCCAGCACAGACUAAUGUUAUUCCCAGACCCCCUCAGCCUUACCUUAACAGUCGUGGGUCUGUCAGAGGAUCUGCUAGAGGAGGAAGGUCACUGGCUAAUUCGUAUCGUUCCCCUGGUGGGUACAAAGGUUUUGAUGCUUACAGAGGCUCCUCUUCAAUGACUAAUGGCAGCUAUGGCCAGCUGCAGUUCCCUGGUAGAGAUUAUGCUGGAAUGCCAUAUUCUCAGAGGGAUGUUAAUUACCAGCAGUGCUAUAAACGAGGUGGGAUAACUAGUGGUCCUCGAGCAAACUCAAGAGCAGGGUGGAGUGAUUCCUCUCAGGUGAGCAGUCCAGAACGAGACAAUGAAACCUUUAACAGUGGGGACUCUGGACAGGGAGACUCCCGCAGCAUCACCCCUGUUGAUAUGCCAGUGACGAGCCAAGCUGCCACCAUACUACCAGUGCACGUCUACCCCCUGCCGCAGCAGAUGAGAGUGGCCUUCUCUGCUGCUAGAACAUCUAACUUGGCCCCUGGAACUCUAGACCAGCCAAUUGUGUUUGAUCUGUUGCUGAACAACCUUGGAGAAACUUUUGAUAUCCAGCUGGGUAGGUUCAACUGUCCGGUGAAUGGUACCUAUGUCUUCAUCUUCCACAUGCUGAAACUGGCUGUAAAUGUUCCCCUGUAUGUGAAUCUCAUGAAGAAUGAAGAGGUCCUAGUGUCAGCAUACGCAAACGAUGGGGCUCCUGAUCAUGAAACAGCUAGUAAUCACGCAGUCCUGCAGCUGUUCCAGGGAGAUCAGAUCUGGUUGCGUCUGCAUCGGGGAGCCAUCUAUGGAAGUAGCUGGAAAUACUCCACCUUUUCGGGAUACCUCCUUUAUCAGGACUAAAAUCCAGUGCGAUGUUUACAAAAGAGCUGCUCCAGACACCUUGGUGGAGGGGGGUGGGACUAGCUUUGCACCUACUACUGACUUUGUGGAAGAUAUGUGGUUCCAUUACUGGGGGAAGUGAUGGUCCUGUUGUGCAAGGUGAAAUCAUGGAGUUGGGGUACUGAAUCAGCACUAAUUUGGCACUUUAUCAGUUGUGAUGUAGCCUUGCUAGUAAAGCUGUGAAUGUAUAUUGUUUGCACUUACCCUAAACUGUAUUAAUGUCCAGCUUACUACACUAUUGAUUGCCUCAAGUAUGGGCUAUUCACAAUGCCUUGUUGUGCCUCAAUAAAACAAGUUAAUAUGCAUUUUAG